Molecule: messenger RNA, 5875 nt
Organism: Myxocyprinus asiaticus (Chinese sucker)
Lineage: Eukaryota; Metazoa; Chordata; Actinopteri; Cypriniformes; Catostomidae
Gene: kctd8
Product: potassium channel tetramerization domain containing 8
Exons: 2
Coding region: 279-1640 (453 amino acids)
Biological process (GO): protein homooligomerization; regulation of G protein-coupled receptor signaling pathway
Molecular function (GO): protein binding
Source: RefSeq, a predicted model, not a curated record
GCAGCUGAGGAAACUUGAUAGCACUCUGUCCCUUUCUCUUCUCUUUCUCUUACUCCUCUUUUUCUCUCUGUCCCUCUCUCAUUCUCCAGCAGCGAUGUAGUCCUCUCUUAAACUUUGGCAGCUCUUUGGUGAUGAAGCCCUGACUGACUGAUCCACCACUCCUGGACCUCUAUGGAUUCAUUCCUUCCUUCUUUUUGAGGUCUUGUUGUCCUCUUUCAAGAGUCACCUCUCUCUUCAUUUCACCUUGUGUUUCAUUGUUGCGUCUUUGUAUUUGAACUAUGGCCAUGAAGGAAACUGUACUCCCUAUCAGUGAGGUGUCCAGUCCGUACCCAGAGGUAGUGGAACUCAAUGUUGGCGGCCAGGUGUAUGUCACCAAACGUUCCACCUUGGUCAGCGUACCUGACACCACCCUCCACACUAUGUUCACCCGCUACACCCCACAGGAACUUCCCCGCGACAGCCGAGGACGCUUCUUCAUCGACCGUGAUGGCUUCCUGUUCCGAUAUGUGCUGGACUUCCUUAGAGACCGGCAGCUGGUGCUACCAGAACACUUCCCAGAGCGGGACCGUCUACAGCGCGAAGCCGAAUAUUUCCAGUUGGGGGAGCUACUGAGAAUUCUCGGCCCACGUGUAGCCAAACAAGGAUCGCUUAAUGAUGAGGGCUGCCAAAGCGAUAUCGAGGAAAGUUCUCAGAGUAGCGAGUUGGUGACUCGAAUGGGAAACAGCGCCACCAACUAUGCAACUUCUUCUUUUGCCCCAGACAAGAGGUCAGGGUUCAUUACGAUUGGUUAUCGGGGAUCGUAUACGAUGGUGAGGGAUAACCAAACUGAUGCUAAGUUUCGGCGUGUGGCGCGGAUCAUGGUCUGCGGCCGUAUUGCUCUGGCAAAAGAGGUGUUUGGGGAAACGCUGAAUGAGAGUCGAGAUCCAGACCGUCCACCAGAGAAAUACACCUCACGCUUCUACCUGAAGUUCACCUACCUGGAGCAAGCGUUCGACAGGCUGAGCGAGGCUGGGUUCCAGAUGGUGGCCUGCAACUCAACUGGAACAGCUGCAUUUGUUAACCAGUACAGAGAUGACAAGAUCUGGAGUAGCUACACAGAGUACAUCUUCUUCAGGCCUGCCUGCAAGUCAGCAUCCCCUAAAUUGGAGAGCGAGGAGCCCAAGUCAGAGAAACUGCUGGAUAAGGCGAGCGAGAGCGGGGCCUCCCUGAACGAGCUCUCUACCUCCAGUUCUGAGACCCACUCUGAGGCCACUUCGCCCCAGGAUGGAGGCCCUAUCCUGGUUUCUCGUGGCGAGGUUGUUGGGGGCUCCCUGGCCCCAUGUGGUGCCCUGCACUCUGUCUCUCGGCCUCCGAGCACGCUCACUCUGGGUCGACCACCAAAGAAAGGUUCCUCCGUGCAGUGGAUGGAGCUACCGGAUAAAAGGCGGAACAGUGAGCUGUUCCAGUCCCUCACCAGUGGGGUGUGUCCACGGGAAGGUGGAGGCAGUGGUCUUACAAGGAGGAAGACUCUGGAGAGGCCAAAUGCAGAAGAGGAAAUGAAACAAUGCAUCCGAGAUUUCCGAAAGAUCAAGAUUCCCCCGGCGUUCCCAGAGCGCAAGCGGCAGUGGCAGUCGGAACUACUUAAGAAAUACGGCCUUUAAAGGAAACUCAGGAUAGAUUACUGUGUUUUAACUACACAUUCUAUUCACAAUCACACACACUAUAUUGCUAUAGUUUUUCAAACUUUUAUCAAUUCUGCAAUUCCAAAAAUACAGAAUUGCUCAAAGGCCUUGAUACACAUCGAGAAACAGAACCAUACAACCAAUCAUCGAAAGAAAGUUGAAAGAAUAGAACCAGUGAAACACAUUUCACUUUGAUACAUUUUGAUGGCAUGGAACUACAAGGACUGACAGCAUCAUUGCUCUACCAUUCAUUUCUUUAUAACUUGAAAAACUACCAAAAAAAAAAAAAAAAAAAAAUAUGAAGGAAAACUUUUUGAUAAAGGUGAGAUUCAAUAACUAAGAGCCAUUCCAUUGUUCAGAAAGUAUGUAGACUCUAUACUGUAAAGUAUUGAACUGACAAAUAUUGAACAGUGGCAAAGUGGAAAUAGAAAUGAAUCCUGUGUUGUCAUGUCACUUCACUGAAGAAAUACGAAGCACUUAAAUCAGUCUAGAGUCUAUAUGAUUUAUGUGAAAUGCUGGUCUUACCAAUAUAUACAGUAUAUAAAGGUCUUUUUUUACAACACAAACUGAUUUGUGGAUAGCUUUUUGCUGAGGAUUAUGAAGCUUGAAUAGAAAGUAAUUUCCUCAGAUUCAUUCCAUGAAUCAGUUAAACAGAAUCUACUAUCCUACAGGGUUGUGCGCCAUUCAGAAGUGAUUAGAGAUUGCCUUUACAAUUCCAAUUGGAACUGAAUUUGAGUUGAGGUAGCAAACAGGAUGUAGAAUUGUAAUUCAAAGCUGAAUUUAAGAAAGUAGAAUUAAAAUGGAAUGAAAUUAUAGAAAUUACCCAACCCAGUCUCAUGACAAGUCAUAAUAAGUAUUAUUAUUAUUAUUAUUAUUAUUAUUAUUAUUAUAUUAUAUUAAGUAGUAUAAUAUAAUAUAAUAUAAUAUAAUAUAUUACAUAAUAUAGUAUGAGAUGGCAAAAUCGUACUAGUGGCUUGUACAAAAAUGUAUGACUUUUGCUUCUACAGAGAAAAAUAAACAAACCAACGAACAAUGUUAUUAAAAUUUUUGUAAGUUUAACCCCUAACCUAAACCUAAACCUAACCAUGAUUUUAAUAGGAAAAUUACUUUAGUGUACCAUGAAAGAAAGAAAACAUUGGGUUUGGAAGGAGAUGAGGGAAGUGUAUUACAGGUUAUUGACAUACAUCAGUCAUUUGUAUUGCAUAAAUAAAUAUGAAAUGAGUAACAAAAUUUGAUCACAGAUGUUUCAUUUCUUAAAAUGAAGUGUUGGAUAGGAGGCUUGCUAAAAUUUGAUCCCUUUUUUGUAUCAAUUUGAAAUUCUGUUGUUUGGUUGGUCUCUAUGUGAAUAAAAGUCAUACCUUUUCAUACGAGCCAAGUCGAAUGAUAUCUUACGAUUUUGCCAUCUCUUACAUAUUAUAACCAGUUGUCACGAGACUAAAUUGGUAUUAAUCAAUGUUUGAAAUGCUAUUGACAUUUGUAUUUAAUCAAUAUGUACUGUAUUUCAUUAUAUUUAAUAUAUUUACUUUCAUUUAAUGGACCAUGGUGAAAGAUUACCUUGUUUCCAUAAUGGUCUAAUUUACUUUAUAUAUUGAAUAUUUAAUCAAAAGAAUCAGAUUUUGAUGUCAAUGUUUAUUUUAGAAGUUAACUAAAAACAAUGUGGUGGCCAUUUUAAGGUAAUGUAUUGUUGUGUUAAUUGUUUUGACACUACUGAACUUAACAGAAAUGCUUCUAUCAGUAAAAUAAAUAAAUAAAUAAAUUCUACAAAUCAGGAAAUAAAUAGGCAUAAUUAGUCAGAAUUAAUUAUGUAAUUAUUUAUGCUUUGUUGGACUAAUGAAAUUCCUCUGUAGUGUGACUGUGUUGAAUUUCUUUGAACUGCAAUUCAGUAAAUUCAUCUUCCUAUCAUUCCAAUUCCAGUUAAAGGGUGUGACCAAUUCAAUUUAAAUAAAAAUACAAAUUUAUCGUCCUGAGGGGUGUGGCCAAUUUAAUUAAAAUUCCAAUUUAACAUAUUUAGUGGUGCGACCAAUUUAAAUGUAACAUCCUGUGAGGGUGUGGCCAAAUUAAACUAAAAUCAAAAUUUAACAUCCUAAAGGUUGUGGCAAAUUCAGUUUAAAUUAAAAUUUAACUCUGAGGGUUGUGGCAAAUUGAAUUUAAAUCCAAAUCUAUGCCAGGGCGUAGCCAAUUGAAAUGAAAUUGAACAUACCGAGGGGUGUGGUCAAUACAAAUUCCAAUUUAACAUCCUGAGGGGCGUGAACAAUUUAAAUUCAACAUGCUGAGGGGUGUGGCCAAUUUAAUUUAAAACCUUAUUUAACAUCCUGAGGGGUGGGGCAAGGGCGUAGCCAAUCUAAUUUAAAUUCAACUUCCUGAAGGGCAUGACUAAUUCAAAAUUAAAAUUCAACAUCCUGAAGGGCAUGACCAAUGCAAAUUUAACAUCCCGAGGGGUUUGGUCAAUUCAAAUUCCAAUUUAACCUCCUGAGGGGCGUGAACAAUUUAAAUUCUGCAUCUUGUGGGGCGUGGCCAAUUCUAUUUUAAUUCCAACUCUCUUUCAAUUCUGAAAAUGUUCUUACAAUUCAAAAAUUAGUAGUAAUGAGCACAGGUUAAUUUUACCAAUGCAUUUUCUUUUUCACUAAGCAAGUUUAAAUGAUUUCAUUGUUGGUUUAAUUUGACAGGCCAUCAUGGACAUAAUCUCAACAUUAUUAUUUGUCUUUUCUAUGUGUGUUCUCUGGAUGAUGCCUAAAAUCAUUCAAUAUCUUGGCUGCUUUCGUAUUGACAUUUUGUUAUGUGCAAUUCAUUUUGUAAAGUGGUUUGUGUGUGUGCUUCUGUCCAUACUUCUGUCUGUACAUGUGCACACACUCUUGUCUUUUAUGUGAAUUUCUAUAAAGGUGUUUGUAGAGGACAUUUUUGAAUUACCAGGUGAUUUGGAUUCUCAAAAAAAAAAAACAAAAAAAAAAAAAAAAGAAGAAGAAGAAGAAGAAACGAAGAAGUAGAAAAGCUAGGACAUGUGUUGCUACAAAUUUUUCAUAAAAAGCUUAUUGUUGAUUGCCUCUCAGCAAAUACAGUGCUAGCUGACUACUUUGGCCCCCAGGCCCCUUGUAGGGGCCUCCAAAGACAUGUGCCCAGGGGCCUCGCGGGACCAUGAUCUGGCCCUGGGUGGUUCCCUUACAGCUUUUGCCUGGCCUCAGUCCAAAAUAAACUUUCAAUGUAAAAUCAUCUUUAGUUUGCUUGACACAGAUUAAAAGAAUUGUUCACCCAAAAACUUUUAAUGUUCCCUUCCAGUGAGCUGUGACAGGAUCAUUGAGCAUGUUUACAUGCACAUCAAUAUAGUGAUAAUGGUCAAAAAUCAACUUAUAAAAAAAUAAAAAUUAAAAAAGACAUUUGAAAUCAUCUAAUUAUUCUCUACUUUUGAUGUCACUGGUAAGAACACCAGAAAAGGUGUUUACAUGCAAAGCGAAAUCGGGGUAACUGGUAAAUCUACUUAAUCGCUUGCUUAAACCGUUCAUGACCUUGCCUUAAUAAAAGAAAGCCGUUUAAGGUGUUUACAUUACCUAACAUGUUGUAGGCUUAUUAAGUAUAGUCAUUGUAAGAUUGUGUAUGUAUACACACUCAUCAUUCAGACCAGAAUCAUUUAGGAGUGCGUUUCCCAAAAGCAUAAUUUGCCAAAUAUAGUCACAAAUUCCAUCUUACCAACAUAGUUCAAUGAUCAUAUGGGGGUGAACUGUUCCUUUAAGCAGAUAAUACUGAGCCUAUAUAUAUAUAGAAAUAGAAAUAGCCAUGGCAUUGUGCCAGUAACGCAAUCCACAUCCAGAAAACUGUUCAAAACAUUGUUUACCAAAAAGUGUCAUCCCAGACUGUGGAGCGAUCUUUCCAUCUGCCGUAGGCUGAGUUUCAAAUGUCAUUGAGCAUUCACAGUGCAUUUCCAUCUCCAUGACGGCAUGAAUUUGAGAAAUGAGUAGAUGAUAGCCCAGAAAUGGAUGUGUACAGUGAUUUGUGAAUGUUUAAAGCACAACAUUCUGUAAAUGCCUGUUUGAGAUGUGACAUUGUCUCAAUCCAGGACACAGGUUUGAAAAGCACAAAGCACUGUUGACUCCUAGAAAUUAAAUAUUUAAUGGGUUUAAAUCAAGACAUUGUGUUAGUCUACUCUGAAACCUGAAAUGCCCAAAAUGUGUGAUUAGUUGUUAUCUGUUGAUUUGCCUUAAUGUCCUGUAAUAAAAGUGUUA